Molecule: messenger RNA, 1245 nt
Organism: Hydractinia symbiolongicarpus
Lineage: Eukaryota; Metazoa; Cnidaria; Hydrozoa; Anthoathecata; Hydractiniidae
Exons: 6
Coding region: 1-1245 (414 amino acids)
Source: RefSeq, a predicted model, not a curated record
AUGUUUUUCUUUGCAACAUGGACUCUGAAGAAGAAAGCAGCUGCUGUUGUUGUGUAUAUUUUAUCAAAAAAGAGAGCCAAACAAGUUGACAUUGAGAAAAAAACAACGCAUUUGCGAGACCCAAUUCCUGCUAAAGUCAAAGUAGCCGCAACUUUGAAGUUUUUAUCAUGUGGGAUAAAUUACGCCGAAUUACAGUAUUUAUUUCGCGUUCACAAAAGUACUUUAUCACAGUUCAUCCCUGAAGUUUGCGAAGCUAUUUACAUGCAAUUAAAAGAAAAAUACCUCAAGACACCAUGUACAGAGGAGGAAUGGCGGAAAAUCGCGUUGCAGUAUGAAGAACUUUGGACCUUUCCAAAUUGUAUUGGUUCUAUGAAUGGCAAGCACAUUGUCAUAAAGCAGCCAAAAAAUAGUGGAUCGUUUUAUUUCAAAUAUAAAGGCACUUUCAGCAUUGUUCUGCUCGCCCUUGUCGAUGCAAAUUACAAAUUUAUUUACGUUGAUGUGGGUUGCAACGGCAGGAUUAGUGUUGGAGCGGUGUAUCAAAAUUCUAUACUUUCAAAAGCCAUACACGACAACGUUGUCAAUAUUCCACCCCAAAGGUUAGUAGGAAACGGGGAAUAUUUACUACCACAUUUCAUAGUCGCAGAUAAUGCUUUUCCGCUAAAAAAAUAUAUCAUGAAACCCUAUGCGUUUCGGGGCUUAUCUCGUGAGAAACGAAUUUUCAACUACCGAUUAAGCAGAGCGCGCCGUAUAGUAGAAAAUGCUUUUGGGAUAUUAGCAAAUAGAUUUCGCGUUUUUUUGUCACCAAUGUUGCUACCACCUGAAAAUGUAAAAAAAGUCACGCUAGCAUGUUGUGCACUUCACAAUUUUCUUUGUAAGAAAAAACCCUCAGAGUAUUCACCACCAGGGUCAUUUGAUGUUGAAAAUUUGAAAAAUGGUUCCGUCCACAGUUGUGAAUGGCGUUCACAAACACAAAGAGGAAUGGAGUCGAUUAAUUUUGCUGGAAGCAACAACUACAAAAAUGAUGCGAGAAUUAUUAGGGAUAAAUUUUGUGCGUACUUUAACUCCACCGGUGCUGUUCCAUGGCAAGAAAAAUUUGAUAAUACAACAACUAUUUCGUCACUUGCGUUAUGUUCAGGGGCACAAAUUGUUAUUAAUUUGUGCGCCAAUAAGGCUGUCACGGGUGACAUGAUUCACAAAAUGCAAGCUAAAUAUGGUGGAGAUGUAAAGCAUCCAUAUUAUGGUUGA